Molecule: messenger RNA, 3363 nt
Organism: Naegleria gruberi
Lineage: Eukaryota; Heterolobosea; Eutetramitea; Acrasida; Naegleriidae
Exons: 1
Coding region: 1-3363 (1120 amino acids)
Source: RefSeq, a predicted model, not a curated record
AUGAGCGGAUUAAAGUUUCCAAGACAAUCGGAGGAAUCUUUUGCCACAAGCUCUUCUCGAAAAAGCUCAUCAGAUGAAAGCUCUUCCGAAGUGGAAUCAGAAAUGGAAAAACAACCAGAAAAACUAAUAGAAAAACCAGUGGAGAAACCUAUUGAAAAACCUCCAACACCAAUUGUACAGGAAAAUUAUGUUUCAUUGUUCCAAAAUACUGAAGCGCUUAAUCGUGUCUUUGCAAAGAGCAAGGAAGUCUCACAAAUUCCUGAUUUUUGGUUUUACACACCAACCUUUAUACCGAUGACUCAGUGGGAACAGCCUAACACUUCAAAGUUCAAUUGUCCAAAUUAUGGGACUUUGGACACUUUGAGCUUUAAUACUUUAACUAGUAGCUAUAAUUCAAUAAGGCAAAAUUGCCCUUUAGUGGUUUUGGAAAAGAAGAAAUUUUGUAAUCCUGUACCAUUUAUUGAUUCAUUUAACAAAUAUUAUGGAGAAAAAUAUAAGACCAUGUUGGCCGAAAACAUGAGACAAGAAGUUAGACAGCGAGAGUUUGAGGUUGAUAAAGUGCUCAACUAUUUGAAGCACAAACGAGAAAAGGAAGGUUCAAGAACAUCCAAUAAUGAGGGGAAACACAAAUCUAAAACAUCUAAGGCCUUUUCCCUUGUAACACAUGGAAAACCAUCAUCUGAUACAUCCAAGAAAGCAAAAAUUAAGGUGGAUCCAAAAAAGAAACUUAAACCAAAAGCAAAACCUGAAGUUGAAAAGAAGCAACCUACCCUUUUCGAAACAGUUAAACCUUCAUCUAAAUCCGAAAAGAAACCAUUUGAUGUGGAACAGAUUCCAACCUCUGACAAGCUGAAGAGCUCGUCUGAUUUAAACAAUGCUCCUGCUAUUACAUCUCGUUCAUCUUCAAAGAGAUCAAUUUCAAGAGCAGAUUCCCCUAUCACUACUACCAAUUCCAGACCUGUUUCUCGAACUGGACAACUUAAUGAUGCUCCAAAGAGAGAAACGCCUGAUCCAAGAGUGAACAAGUCUCGAUCUCUUACCUCUUCCCCUGUAUUUCAAUUCGAACCAAGUUAUGUUAUGGAUGUUAAGAAACCAGUUGAUGUGAAAAUAUCAGAAUCCAGAACAGCCAUAAUAUCCCUACUUGCAGACAGCUCUAACACCGACUUUGUAAAAACAAUGAAUCAUCUAGGACCACUGCUGGAAGAAACAGUACAAAAGAAGGAAGAAGAAUUAGAAAAUAUUUCCGCCCUCUACGCUUUGAUGAAAUCUAUGGAAAAAAAGAAUGUGGAACAAUAUAGAAGUAUAUGUCAGGCUAUUCUAUCCAACAAUAUUUUCUUGGACUAUUUAAAAGCAACAAUAACCAAUAUUUCUUUGAACUUUCCAGAAGUAUUCCAAUUUAUAAUGAAAAUUGUAAGAAAGCUUUGUGAAUAUUCGUUCCAAAUUUUGGGGCAAUCAUCAGUAACUGGAAUUCACCAUCUCUUGAAAUUCAUCAAGAUUUCUGUCAUUAAUAAUAGAUUGCAAGAAUUGGGAUUUUCUGACUGUAUCAUUGAAAAAAUGGAUGCCCUUAAUGAUCACCUCAAACAAUUGCAGGAUGACUCAAGCCCUGUCCAACCAAACGAAAACUCUUCCUCUCCAGACCAUGUUCCUGAAAAAGCUAUAUAUAAUAUUAUGAGGGAUAUGUUCCAUUCUGUGACAUGUAUAUCCUUCUGUAGCACAGAGGUGAGGACGAAGCUCCUCAUGAAUACUCCAUUUUUUGGAAUUACCUCAAGUAUUUUCAAGAUGAAAAGAGCUCCAAUUUUGAAAACAAAUGUCUUACUGUGUUUGGAAAAAAUAAUUUUAUCGGGUACCAGAUGCAAUGAUAAUGAGGAAUAUCAUGACGAUAGCACAACAAGUAUUCUUUUGGAUAUGGGAUUAAUGAGCCUAAUUAUUGCAGAUUACAACUCUUUGACCAUCAAGGUGAGAAAAAGCUCAAACCAAAAGAAAAAGAAGCAAGCUAUCAGUUUAAAACAGGCGUUAUAUCAGUUGAUCAGAGCCCUCUCGUUUCAUGAAAAAGCGAGAGAAGAAAUGUACAAAACAGGUUUUUUCCAUAAUUUACUAUCUGUUAUGAAAGAGCUAGGAGCCAAUGGAGAGGAAUUUGUUGAGGAAGAUGUCAAUACCCUAAAGGGGUUGAUUCUUGAAGCCAUUUCAAAUUUUGUUCCCUCUUCAAGUAUUCACAGGGAUAGUUUAAUUCUGAAAUAUAUUUUCGAUACUGUUGUUGAAAUGUUCAUUUCAGUGCCUGUAACUGCAACCACUAACCUUUUACUCGAGACAAGAACACUACACAUUCUUUCACAACUUAGCGACUAUACAAGAACCCACCAAAUUAUUUAUGAAGCUAGAGUAGUAGAGCAUGCUUUUAAUCUCCUUCAAAGGGAUCUCAAUCAACAGCAGGUCCCUCCAGAUCAGGGAGCCUUUGUUUUUUCAAUGACUUCCUCAACAUUCCUUAGCAUGCUUCUAAUGAGCAACCUCAGUAAAUACAAGGAAGGACAGCGGCAUAUUUAUGAUAACGGUCUCAAUCCAAUAAUACGAUUACUUAAACUGUCUUCCUCCAUAUCAGAGUACAAGUCAAAAUUAGAGGCUGCCAAAACAGAAAUGAAUAUUAUAUUUACUCCUUUUGCUAUGAGUUUUGAUGAAUAUGAGCUUUUACCUAAAGUAAUUAGCAGAACAUUGGCAAAUAUAAGCACACUUCCAGAAAGUCAUUUUACUUUUUUCAAAGAAAUAUUUCUGGAUUCAUUGGCAUCAAUGAUUUUAUGCAUGAAUGGUGAGAGGACUGUAAUAUGGAACUGUCUUUGUACACUCUCUAACCUUUGUGAAGCUGAUACUAUGCUCCAACGAAAGCUUAUUUCAAAGAGUGCAAUAAGAGACUGUUUGUUAAAAUAUUUAUUAGAGAAUGAUCACAAACUUCAAAGUAGAUCCAUUCGGUGUAUAUCAAAGCUGGCUAGAAAUGAAUCAAUUUUGACUCAGAUUCAUGACACGUUCAAGAUUUCAAAUAUUGUUCGGGCUAUGGAAACCAAUUCGAUGGAUGAAUGUAAAUUGGAUGGUUUAAGGAUUUUAUUCCAUUUUUCUCAAUUUGAACAGUUUCAUCCAUCUUUCCUCAAGUCUGGAGCAAUUGAAUUUAUGGUCAAAAUAACUCAUUCAUCAGUAGAAAGUAUUGUUGUUGAAAGUUUGAAGAAUUUAUUGAAUCUAAUAUUUGCUAAUGACAAGAGCAUUAAGGAUACUUUGAUACAGGCAGGCACAGUAGAUCGCCUUUGGGAAUUAAAGAAAUGUGAGAAAAGCUCUGAAAAGGUGAGAAGAUUAUGUCUAAGUGCAUUGAAAGCAAUGUAA